CCGCGUGCCGCAGCCCGCGUCGCCUACCGCCGCCGCGUGCCUCCGCUGCCCCGCGCCGCUGCCGCCGCCGCCGCCACGCUCGCUGGCUGGCCGGGUGCGGGCGCCGGGCUCCCGCCGGAGGAGAGGACAACCAGCGCCGCCGCCGCCGCUCGGGUCCGGGCCCGGGUCCCGGCCCCGGCCCCGUCCCGGGCCCCGGCCACAACCCCUUGCCGGGCCCGGCCAUGAAGUGUCACUACGAGGCGCUGGGGGUGCGGCGCGACGCCAGYGAGGAGGAGCUCAAGAAGGCCUAUCGGAAGCUGGCCCUGAAAUGGCACCCGGAUAAAAAUCUGGAUAACGCCGCAGAAGCAGCUGAACAAUUUAAAUUAAUUCAAGCAGCAUAUGAUGUGUUGAGCGACCCUCAGGAAAGAGCAUGGUAUGAUAAUCAUAGAGAGGCCUUACUUAAAGGAGGGCUUGAUGGAGAAUACCAAGAUGACAGCUUAGAUUUGCUUCACUAUUUCACUGUUACCUGUUAUUCUGGUUAUGGAGACGAUGAAAAGGGUUUUUACACAGUGUAUCGUAGUGUUUUUGAAAUGAUUGCAAAGGAAGAACUGGAAUCUGUGUUAGAGGAGGAUGUUGAGGAUUUCCCAACUUUUGGAGACUCCCAGAGUGACUAUGAUACGGUAGUCCACCCUUUCUACGCUUAUUGGCAGAGUUUCUGCACCCAAAAGAAUUUUGCUUGGAAGGAAGAAUAUGAUACACGGCAAGCCUCAAACCGCUGGGAAAAACGAGCCAUGGAAAAAGAAAACAAAAAGAUUCGAGACAAAGCAAGGAAAGAGAAGAAUGAGCUUGUUCGGCAGCUGGUAGCUUUCAUCCGGAAAAGAGAUAAAAGAGUGCAGGCACAUCGGAAGCUUGUAGAGGAACAGAAUGCAGAGAAGGCAAGGAAGGCUGAGGAGAUGAGACGGCAACAGAAACUAAAGCAGGCAAAACUGGCAGAACAGUACAGAGAACAGAGCUGGAUGACCGUGGCCGAUUUGGAGAAGGAACUCCGGGAGAUGGAAGCACGAUAUGAAAAGGAGUUUGGAGAUGGAUCAGAUGAUAAUGAAAUGGAGCAGCAUGAGCUUAAAGAUGGACAAGAUGGUAAAGAUAGUGAUGAGGCGGAGGAUACUGAGCUUUAUGAUGACCUUUACUGCCCAGCAUGUGACAAAUCUUUCAAGACAGAAAAGGCCAUGAAGAAUCAUGAAAAGUCAAAGAAGCAUCGGGAAAUGGUUGCCUUGUUAAAACAACAAUUGGAGGAAGAAGAAGAAAAUUUUUCAGGAUCUCAUAUAGAUGAAAAUCUAUUGAAUGCCAAUUCCGAGGAAGAAAUAGAAGAUACACCAAAGCAAAAGCUUUCUAAAAAACAGAAGAAAAAGAAACAAAAACCGGCACAGAAUUAUGAUGACAAUUGUAAUGAAAAUGGACCUGGAGAAGGAAUAAAGGUUGAUCCAGAAAAUAUCAACUUAAAUCAAGACAGUGCCAAAGAAUUGGAAGAUAGUCCCCAAGAAAAUGUCAMUGUCACAGAAACCAUUGAACCUUGUGAUGAUCCAAAAAGUGAAGCUAAAAGUGUUCCUAAGCCCAAAGGAAAGAAAACCAAAGAUGUGAAAAAAUCUGUCAAAAUACCUGCUGAACCACAAAUACUGAAUGAUGUUCUUAUCAGCUGUACAACCUGCCAUAGUGAAUUUCCAUCCCGGAAUAAACUUUUUGACCAUCUGAAAGCUACCGGUCAUGCAAGAGCACCUCCAUCUUCAUCUUUAACCAGUGUAACAAGUAGUCGAAGCAAGAAAGAGAAACGUAAAAACAGAUAGAAAUUCUGCCAACACACUUUUUUUUUUAACUGUCUCUAAAUUUUGAAACCAAAAACUGAACUGAAAUCAUCUAAAGAGUUAAAAUUUCAGUGAUCUGAAAUUUAUUGCAUUGUGGAAGAUUAUUUUUUAUCUUAUAAAGACAUUUUUUUGUUUAAUAUAUAUAUUUUUAAACAUUUCACUAGUGAUUAAAUUCUACUUUUGCCAUCUGAAUUGACUUGAAUGUCUCAAAACAGGUAAAUAUUGUAAAGUAUGUACCUUGAUUUUUCACAUGAACAGAGAUGUACAGGGAGAAUUAAAUUAUUUUAACACA
Molecule: messenger RNA, 2130 nt
Organism: Urocitellus parryii (Arctic ground squirrel)
Lineage: Eukaryota; Metazoa; Chordata; Mammalia; Rodentia; Sciuridae
Gene: Dnajc21
Product: DnaJ heat shock protein family (Hsp40) member C21
Cellular component (GO): cytoplasm
Molecular function (GO): zinc ion binding; nucleic acid binding
Source: RefSeq, a predicted model, not a curated record